GCUGUUUUUCUUAGGUAGCCUGUUAAAAUGCCCGAACACAAAACACUUCUUUUUCCAAGAUGGCGUCGAUGAAGGACAGCGACACCGGCCUGUGGCUUCAUAACAAACUAGGAUCAACAGACGAGCUGUGGACGCCUCCGAGCAUCGCCUCUCUCCUCACGGUGUCGGUCAUCGACAACAUACGGUUAUGUUUUUCGAGCCUGUCGCCGCCGGUGAAGCUCAAACUGCUGCUCGGGAUGCUUCAUCUUCCCAGGCGGACUGUUGACGAGAUGAAGGAGGCCCUGUCUGAGAUCAUCCGGCUGGCUACCGUAGAUUCAGAGCCCUGGGUGCUGAUGGUUGCAGACAUCCUCAAGUCCUUCCCAGAGACCGGAUCUCUCAACCUGGACUUGGAGGAGCAGAAUCCCAACGUGCAGGAUAUUCUCGGGGAACUCAGGGAGAAAGUGGGCGAGUGUGAGACAUCAGCCAUGCUCCCUCUGGAAUGCCAAUACCUGAACAAGAGCGCCCUGACCACCCUGGUAGGACCCCUCACACCCCCCGUCAAACAUUUCCAGCUCAAGAGAAAGCCGAAGAGUGCGACUCUGAGAGCAGAACUACUUCAGAAAUCGACAGAAACGGCCCAGCAGCUCAAGAAGACAGCCGGAGUGCCUUUUCACGCCAAAGGGAGAGGACUGGUUAAAAAGAUCGAUACUACAACUCCUCUCAAAGGGAUUCCCAAGGCCCCGUUCCGCAGCCCCACAGCUCCCAGUUUAUUCAGCCCUCCCAGUAACCGCACCCCCAUCGCUCCCCCACGGACUCCACUACGGAAAGAAAGAGGGGUCAAGCUUUUAGAUAUUUCCGAGUUAGACAUGGUGGGAGGUGGAAGAGAGGCUAAAAGGAGAAGAAAAACUUUGGAACCAGAAGCGGGAGACAAAAACGCCAAAGAAGAGUCGGUGGUGGAGAACACCACCCCAGAUUAUGCUGCUGGCCUCGUCUCUGCACAGAAACUCGGGGCACUAAACGAGAAUCCCCUGCCCUCUACCAGCUACCUACCAGCCACGCCCAGCAUGGUUCCCUCUUCCUCUUACAUUCCCAGCUCCGAGGCACAGCCAGCCAAUGCUGGUGGUUCUGGGCGGGACACGCUGCAGGCAGCUCGCCAGCCGGAAGAGUCCACCACAGCGGCGGCCGGUGGCGGCUCCGCCUUACCGAACCAGUACAAGCAGAGGACGCCUAUGUACAACGCCGGCUCCACCACGAACCCUGCCACCCCCACGUCCCCCAGCACGCCCACCUCCACUCCUGCAAACAACGGGCCCCCCGCAGCUGCAACGGCCAGCCAACCAGAGACGCCCACCCAGCCUCCCAGCACCCCUCAGACACCUACGCCUACACCAGCACAGCCACAGCCCAAAAAGAACCUCUCGCUCACGAGAGACCAGAUGUACGCCGCUCAGGAGAUGUUCAAGACGGCCAACAAGGUCACCAGACCAGAGAAGGCUCUCAUCCUGGGUUUCAUGGCUGGAUCCAGAGAGAACCCGUGCCCGGAGCAGGGGGACAUCAUCCAGAUCAAGCUGAGCGAACACACCGAAGUUCUGCCCAAAGCCGACGGCACAGGCAGCACGACCAUGCUGGUGGACACGGUCUUCGAAAUGAACUAUUCCACGGGACAGUGGACCCGCCUCAAGAAAUACAAACCCAUCACCAACACUUCCUGAGGGGACCCGGCGCGCUCCAAAACCCACCCCCUAAAUUAAUGUGUUUAUAUACAUACACAUCUGGGCCAAACGGAGCUCCAGCGGGUUGUCAGGGAGAGAAAGAUCCUCCCUUUUACCUCAUGGCCAAGAUGGAAAGCUUCCUUGUUCUCUUUUCCCUCCUUUACCCUUUUAUUGUUCGUUUUAAUGUUGGUAGGGGGAGGUUAUGGCUGGCUCUGUUAUGGCAGGCACCUUUUCAGCAUCCGUUGAGGCAAAAGCCGCCUGGGUUAUGUAAUAGGAUUAUUGUCAGCUCCUACCCAUCAAGUUUGAAUAAUUAAUUUUGACAAAACAUUAAAGGUGACCAAAAAAAAAGAAAAAAGCAGACCCAGUUAAUGCUGUCAAAUGUUUGGAGCCUUCUGGCUGAUGUCAAUUAUUUUUCAGCCUUUUUUUUGUCUUUUUUUUUCAAUUUGGGAAGAAAAAAAAGUGACAAAAUACUUUUUGCUCCUUGUUAAUUCCACCUCAUAUAACUCAAAUAUGUGAAGUGUAGUUUUGUUUGUUCUAAGCUGAAUCACGCUGGACUAGCUGAGCAGCAGUACAGUGGUUCUCAAGCAGUAGAAGGCCUGUUUUUUGUUCUGUAAAAAGAAAAAAAAUGACAUGGUUCAUCAUUUCGAGUUUUUUUUACUCUCAGAAUGUGACAUUUAUCCUGUACAGUUCAAAAAAACAAACUCAGUUUGCUAGUCAAAAAAGAAAAGAUAUCAAACAAAAUAAAAAAAACUUUAACCUG
Messenger RNA from Cyprinodon tularosa, 2451 nucleotides. RefSeq names its product negative elongation factor complex member A (gene nelfa). The record is from RefSeq and is a predicted model, not a curated record. Bases 60 to 1691 code for a protein of 543 amino acids. Gene Ontology annotation, cellular component: NELF complex. The transcript has 11 exons. Gene Ontology annotation, biological process: negative regulation of transcription elongation by RNA polymerase II. NCBI's taxonomy places the organism in Eukaryota, Metazoa, Chordata, Actinopteri, Cyprinodontiformes, Cyprinodontidae.